AUGUCGGACGGCGAGCCGUCAUACAUUGACUAUGAAGAGUUUCUCGACCCUGACUUCUCCGCAACAUCCUUUGCGAACACCCUUGUCCUUUCGACGAACAACCUCUCGGAUACACCGCUCGACCUUUCUACACCCCUCUCGCGCGUACUCUUCGAUGUCCAGGACAUUGACACGCAAAUUGAUACCCUUACCACCAAGUCUGCACUCCCGCUGCUAGACUACACGAGAGAACAUGCGGCAUCCAGUGGGAGAAUAUUGGAAGAAGUAGAGGGCCAAGUCGCAAGCUUGACCGAGUCGUACAAGGCAUUAGAGAAGGAGGUGAUUGAGCGACAUGAGGUGGCAGAACAAGUGCGCUUGACUGCCGAGCGCUUGUGCCAGACGGUCAAGAUGGGCAGAGCAGUCGCGCGAUGUCUUAUGCUGGGAAGGCAAUUGGAAGUGCGCAUGGCUGAGAUUGGUGGGGUUGGGAGCGCAAAGAAGGAAGACCAUAGGGCAAUGGUCCGGUCAGCGGACACAUUACUGUCCUUGCGACAGGUCUUUGCUGCCACGGGUCCCGGCGAAGAAGGGGAAGGGCUGGACAAGGUGAACGUUGUUAAUGCCUUGAAGAACGAGCUGUUUAGCCCCGGCGAGAGGAGCAUUACGUCAAGAGCACAGCAGGUGGUCAAAGAGUUCUCCAUGUCGUCACUACUUACCUCGGGAGGCCAGUCCUCAGCAUCUACUUUCGCACAAACCGAAGAUACGAAGUCACGAACGACAUCUGCUCUACUCACCCUGUACCUCCUGUCGCCGACCCCUGCCAAUGCUACCUUUUCACCAACAUUGCUACUUAGCGCACUUCGGGAUUACCUUGAGACACAGCUGAAGUCCUCGUUGGCAUCUCUUGCGCGGUCGCUGGGAACCCUGCCAACUCUCGACCGGACACUUCUUGAAAUCUCGGCCCGUUGCCAAAACAUCGUAGCUCUCGAAACGCUCUUAGAGUCCACGAAAGCUCCGGCGCAUCCCAUACUGCACGAGAUGGCAAAUGAUUCUUCCAAGCCGGGUAAGGCAUCACCGAACAACUUUCUGCAGCCGCUCCUGCACGCGCUCGACACAUCGUCGCUACCCUCAUACUUUUGGCGUUCGCUGGCGUCCAACCUGGCGCCAAGAGUGCAGGACAUCAUGCAUCGUGGUGGGAUAUCCGCGAGGACCCUGCGCUCGAACAAGGACAGGGUUAGGGAUGCUGUGAGGGAUUGUGUGAAUCGGGGGAGCCAGGUGCCAGGCGCGCUGGCAGGCAAGGGUAAGGCGGGCGCGGCCGGGAGCUGGGAGCGCGAGGCGGCCGUCAUGGUGUCGUCGAUCUCGGGGCAGAUACGGUGA
Molecule: messenger RNA, 1350 nt
Organism: Didymosphaeria variabile
Lineage: Eukaryota; Fungi; Ascomycota; Dothideomycetes; Pleosporales; Didymosphaeriaceae
Gene: COG5
Product: Conserved oligomeric Golgi complex subunit
Exons: 1
Coding region: 1-1350 (449 amino acids)
Biological process (GO): intra-Golgi vesicle-mediated transport
Cellular component (GO): COG complex
Source: RefSeq, a predicted model, not a curated record